Messenger RNA from Meloidogyne enterolobii, 871 nucleotides. NCBI's taxonomy places the organism in Eukaryota, Metazoa, Nematoda, Chromadorea, Rhabditida, Meloidogynidae. The record is from the annotation of a GenBank genome assembly.
UGUGCCGAAUUGCCGAUUUUAUUCAGUGUGCCGUUUUGUCGUGUCAUUCCGUUUGAUUUUAAAAUUUUUCUAAGAAUUGGCAUUUUGUCUAUUUUUUUAUUUUGUAAAUGUCAUUUUGGUAAAGUAAAGUGGUAAAAACGAGAUAGUGUUGUAUCUCUGUCGUCUAACUUUUAAUCAAUUUACUUUUCUCGUUUAACUUUUUAUCAUUGUUUUUCAGUUAAUUAAAGCUUCAUUUUAAAGUUUUGUUUAUUAAAAAAUGGGAGCGUACAAGUAUAUGCAAGAAAUUUGGCGUAAGAAGCAGUCUGAUGUUAUGCGCUACCUUCUACGUAUUCGUUGUUGGCAAUACCGGCAAUUGACUGCAAUCCACCGUGUUCCUCGUCCAACACGUCCGGAGAAGGCUCGUCGACUUGGAUACAAAGCUAAACAAGGAUAUGUCAUUUACCGUGUUCGUGUCCGUAGAGGAGGUCGUAAGCGUCAAGUCACUAAAGGACAAACAUACGGAAAGCCGAAAACCCACGGAGUCAAUAAAUUGAAGAAUGCUAGAAGCCACCAAGCAAUUGCUGAGGCGCGUGUUGGACGUCGUUGUGGUUCUCUCCGCGUAUUAAACUCUUAUUGGGUUGGCCAGGAUUCAACAUACAAAUUUUAUGAAGUCAUUCUGAUAGAUCCGUCACACAAGGUCAUUCGCCGCAAUCCUGACACCCAAUGGAUUACAAAACCGGUGCACAAACAUCGUGAACAACGUGGACUUACAUCUGCUGGGCGUAAGAGUCGUGGUCUUGGAAAGGGCAAGAAUUAUAAUAAGACAAUCGGCGGAUCUCGUCGCAAAUGCUGGAAGCGUAGAAACACGAUUGAAUUCCAUCGAAAACGUUAA